AUGUCUCAUCUUCCAAGAACAAGCAGGAUUGAACAGGGACCGUGGUGCCAAUACUGCCAGCAACAUCGUAAUGCGCGCCGGUUUGACAAGCAUAUUGAGUCCUGCAAAAUAAAACAUCAGGAACACUUAGAGCUUGCAUCAAGAGCCAAGGACUCUUUGGAUCAAGAGUGCACAGUAAAUUUGCCCGAUCCACCAAGAAAAAGGCGUAAAGAAUUAGUUAACGAUAUCACCCAAGCUGACAAUGAUGAGCUCGGAUUGGGUCUUUCUAUCAAUGGGUGUGAGGAGCCAAGUAUUAUCAUCUACCAUCCUCACAGUGGGUUGACCAAACCAAAGAAAAUCCCACUUGACAAUGUAGCCCCCCCUUUGACACAUCAAGAUGACCAUGAAACUGGAGUUGGACGAACGGCGGAUAUCAAACCAUGGGCUCCUUUUCAUACACGCGCUGACUUUGAGUAUGCAGAAUCGGCAGUUACAGGGCUUCUUAGUAGAAGUAUUGUUGACGCUCAGCUUCAUGGGAUACACAAUGGAUGGGCAGAAAACACUAAUAUAUCAUUUCAGAGUUAUACACAAAUGGAGAACACGCUGCGCAUUGCACGCGCACAUUAUGUCCAGUUUCAAGAAGGUGCCGUAUCUGCUGAUUAUCUAGGGAAAACGUACACAUUCAAGUUCAAAUAUUGUGAUCCCUGGAAAAUUUAUUCCAAUUGGAUAAUGGACAAAACGCUGGCACCGCUAAUUUGUUGGUAUCCAACUCAGAAGUUCCUGUGUCAGCAGAAUGGCAGGAUAAUUUUAAAAGAGCGAAUAUAUGAUGAGUUUAGCACGGGUAAUAAAUGGUGGAAUAUACAGAAUUCACUUCCAGAUAACGAGGAUAUCCCACAUUGUUUCCUCCCUGUCUCCCUCUGGCUAGACAAGGGAAACAUCACAAAGCGUGUUAAGAAGCAUCCCAUCAUCAUUCGCCCAGUUUUUCUUCCGCGUCAAGUCAGGAACGCAUCAGGCAACGGAGGGGGUGUUCUUGUAGGCUAUAUGCCAAUUCCUCGAGAUCCGGCCGACCCAUCAGACCGAAAUGCCCCCGAAACAAUCCAGUGGCAAUGUUUCAAGCGGGAGGUCUACCACAAAGUUGCCGAGGUAAUAUUUGGCUCACUCAGGAGCCCUGCGCUCUUCGGGGAAGCGAUGACUUGCGGUGACAAAAUAAAUAGGAUUGUGCACCCUGGGAUACCAAUCAAGUCCGUUGAUGGGGAGGAAAGCUGCGCGCUGACAGCUACCAGAGCAGCUUUAGCCAAUUUCCCAUGUCCGAAGUGCUUAGUCCAUCACGACUAUUUGCACUGUCUCCUCAAAAACUUCGAAAAUCGGACAACAAACACAAUGCAGCAAGUUUACAAAAAUUCUAUUGAGGCACCAAACAAAACUGAAGCAGAGCGAAUUUUACAAAGUUAUGGAUUACAUGCAACGGAGAACUUCUUUUGGACAUUGGAACAUUCAGAUCCCUACCUCGCUAUCUCAUACGACAAACUUCACUCGGACGACCUAGGCAAAUGGGGAAAACACAUAUGGCCCCUCCUGCUCAAUGUGUUGGCUGAAGAUGGGAAUAAAGGCUGUAUGGCUAGGAAUAUGCGGCAUGUUUGUAGAUGGGCCGGGCUCAAACAUUUUUUGAAUGUCACUACAGUCGAAUAUGCGGAUGGCCAAGUGUUUGUAGAUAUAUUAAAGUGUAUUCUCCCAUGUAUCACUCAACUCCUCCCCAAAAACUCAUCGCUCGUACAUGGUAUCCGGGCUUAUGGGAGAUACCGAACCAUGAUAGGCCUCAAUUGUCUAACUCAAGGGCGGCUACAUCGGCUGAAACAAUAUAUCAAGGACUAUGAAAAAUGCUGCGAGCACAUUUCAAAUGACUAUGGAAAAAACUUCGACUUCAUCAAGCAGCAUGGUGUCAGUCAUGUCGUCGAAGAUAUCAUGCUGAAGGGUGCAACAGACAACUACGACACGCGGGUUAGUGAGGGUUUCCAUCAAGAAGUGCAGGAAGCAUACGAGCAGACAAACCGAAAGGAUACUGAUGGUCAAAUGGCUCGUAUUGAUGAAAAUCAAGAAGCGGUUGCUCACAUACGAAUGACCAUCGACAACUACGACAAAACCCGCCAUGAACACACCAAGGCCAGCAACCUGGAGGACGAACACUUACUUCCCCCACAUGACUUGAAUUCCAACGAGGGCCAGCCUAGGCCCAAUGGAAACCAUUGGUCACUAGGCUCACCCAUGAAUCUUACAACGUCGCGAGUGAUGGAGCAUUAUGAUGGUCUCCGAGGGUUCCACAAAUAUUUGCAAAGGUUCCUGGCUGCCAACUGUGAUGUAGCAAAUGCUGAAGAUCCCAUUACUAUUAGAAAUUAUCAGUGCAUAUACAUUAAAUAUCAAUCCAUGGAAGAUUGGAACGAAGGAUGCGAUAUUCUCCGAUGUAACCCCAGCUUCAAUCAAGAACCACGUUUUGACUUCGUUCUUGUCAACACGGACACCCCAGAGCCAACCCCUGCUCGACUCAAAAAGCUGAUCAGAAUAUUUACUCAACAUUCUUCAUUUGACAUUGCAGUGGUCAAGGUGCUCAAGCUUUCGGCUGGAAACCCAAGGACUAGGUGGACGGGCGCUCGGCUGUAUGAUGAAGCCAGAGAUUUUGAGCUAGUAAAAGCAGAGUACUUGGUUCGGGGAGUUCAUAUGAUCAAUGCGUUUGAUCUCAAGGAGGGGAGCUUUUAUUUAAACGAUUUAAUUGACGGCGACAUGUUUUUACGUUUUGGGAAUUGA
Molecule: messenger RNA, 2778 nt
Organism: Serpula lacrymans var. lacrymans S7.9
Lineage: Eukaryota; Fungi; Basidiomycota; Agaricomycetes; Boletales; Serpulaceae
Exons: 13
Coding region: 1-2778 (925 amino acids)
Source: RefSeq, a predicted model, not a curated record